UGCCUUCCUUCUUUCACACAAGCACACUUUCUCUCUCUCUGUUUGUCCUUCUUUCUAAAUCCCAGUCAGUGAUAAUGGAGCCCGGCAGUCCAAAGAAGAUCCAGUUUGCUGUGCCUCCUCUGCAGGGGCAGAUUGACCCACAGGCCGCCGAACAUAUCCGUCGAAGAAGGCCGACCCCCGCCACCCUGCAGAUCUACAGACAACCUGGGACAGAUGUUGGAGACCAACAGCACGCCAUUGGAGAGCCACAGGCUUCAGAUGCUGCCCAGAGGAAGCAGAGCACCUAUGCCCCCCCCUCAAUAAAAGACUUUCAGCAGGGGGUGGAGCAACAUCUUCUGGGGGCGGGGCUCUAUGAGACAGACAGCCAGCUGAGCCCAAUCACUGCAGAACUCUAUGCCACUGGCUACACAUGGGCCAAUCACAAUCAGCCAGAUGAGACCAAUGGGAAUGAGGCGUGUUUGCUGUUAGCCAAUCAGGAGAGAGGAGUGGCAGAAAGCAACAGCUCAGGGGAUCUAUCCAGCUCCAACAGUAAGGAGGCACCGAGCCCUGACUCCAUCUCCCGAUAGCUGCUUCUCCUCUAACAUCACCGCUCUCCUUUUUGUGUGUCGUUGAUCAACUGUUCUCCUGUCAUGCUCUGCUUCUCUAAUACGCAGCACUAAAAAACUAUUUUAAAUGUUUUUGUCUGAUUAGGUCAGUUUGAAUUUUUAAAAUGUGGCUAUGAAUAAAUACAUAUAAAGGUAAAACAGGAGUCUGAGUGG
Cyprinodon variegatus (sheepshead minnow) is the source of this 758-nucleotide messenger RNA. RefSeq names its product protein phosphatase 1 regulatory subunit 1C-like. The transcript has 6 exons. The record is from RefSeq and is a predicted model, not a curated record. Gene Ontology annotation, biological process: intracellular signal transduction. Lineage: Eukaryota; Metazoa; Chordata; Actinopteri; Cyprinodontiformes; Cyprinodontidae. Gene Ontology annotation, molecular function: protein phosphatase inhibitor activity. Gene Ontology annotation, cellular component: cytoplasm. The coding region runs from base 75 to 566 and encodes 163 amino acids.